AUGGCCUCGUCACCUUCGCCGCCAAUCGGUCCGAAACUCGCACCUUUCACACCCAGCGGCGACGGAGUGCUCACCCACGCUCUGGAUCUACUGGCCCUCUCACCCAGUGACGUUCUCUUCGACUUGGGCUGUGGGGAUGCGCGGAUGUUGGUGCAUGCGGCCGAGCAAACGGGUGCACGUGGAGUUGGCGUGGAAUACAAUGGAGACUUGGUGAAGCGAGCGCAGGCACGCAUCGAGGAAAGCGGCGUGAUGGACCUGGUGGCUGUCCGACAUGGGGAUGCACUGGAGGUGGAUCUCACGACGGCGACGGCGAUGUUUCUGUAUCUCGUUCCACGAGGAAUCCAACUGCUCUUGCCAAAGUUAGAAGAAGCACGACGGCUGCACGUCCGAUUCGUGACGUACAUGUUUUCGAUCCCUGGCUGGAUACCCACCGACGAGCGCACGUACAAAGGCACAAAAGUCUAUCUCUACAAUUCGUCCGCAUCGACACGACAGUGA
This is a messenger RNA of Peronospora matthiolae, 498 nucleotides long. NCBI's taxonomy places the organism in Eukaryota, Oomycota, Peronosporomycetes, Peronosporales, Peronosporaceae. The record is from the annotation of a GenBank genome assembly.